This is a messenger RNA of Prunus dulcis (almond), 1657 nucleotides long. RefSeq names its product transcription factor GTE1-like. Lineage: Eukaryota; Viridiplantae; Streptophyta; Magnoliopsida; Rosales; Rosaceae. Gene Ontology annotation, molecular function: protein binding. Bases 156 to 1319 code for a protein of 387 amino acids. The record is from RefSeq and is a predicted model, not a curated record. The transcript is spliced from 9 exons.
AACCAUCCAAACGAACGAGGGUGAAACAAAGCGGACGCCGCCGUAGCUUCGCUUCGCAGCAGAAACCUUCUUCUUAUACACCCAGGCUCUCUCUCUCUCUCCAAACCCAAUUUCAGCUCCGCCUUCGUCUCUGUAGCAAAGUUUUAUUUUCCUACAUGGAGCAAAUGGAGGCGCCAAUUUUAGAUGCCAUAUAUGGUGGAGCUGUAAAUUUUACUGACAAUGGUGCAGAAGCAGAGUCUUUCAAGCAUCGGGUUGAUGAAAUUUUCGUAAAAGUUGAUAAGCUUGAGCAAAGAGUGAAUGAGAUAGAGCAGUCGAGUAAAAAACAGCCGAAUGCAUGUAAAAGUAGCUCAACUGUGAAGGAUAAAGACAAACAUAUCCCAAGUAUGAAGAAGCAGCAGCAGGAUGCAGCAUGUAGGGAAGCAGCUGCUGCAAAGAGAAUGCAGGAACUUAUGCGCCACUUUGGCACAAUAUUGCGUCAGAUUACACAACACAAGUGGGCAUGGCCCUUUUUGCAACCUGUAGAUGUAGAAGGUCUUGGUUUACAUGACUAUUACAAGGUUAUUGACAAGCCAAUGGACUUCAGUACAAUUAAAAACCAAAUGGAGGCCAAGGAUGGUACUGGAUAUAAAAACGUUCGGGAGAUAUGUGCUGAUGUGAGAUUAGUCUUCAAAAACGCGAUGAAAUAUAAUGAUGAGAGAAGUGAUGUUCAUGUUAUGGCCAAAACUUUGAUGGCGAAAUUUGAGGAGAAGUGGCUGCAGCUUCUUCCUAAAGUUACUGAAGAGGAAAAAAGGCUAGAAGAGGAGGAGGCUGAAGCACAGUUAAAAAUGCAGCUUGCUGAAGAGGCUGCUCGUGCCAAAAUGGCUAGAGAUUUAAGUAACGAGCUUUAUGAGGUUGAUAUGCAUUUGGAAGAACUCCGAGAAAUGGUUGUUCAGAAGUGCAGAAAAAUGUCGACUGAAGAAAAGAGAAAACUUGGGGUAGCCCUUACCAGAUUGUCGCCUGAGGAUCUCAGCAAGGCAUUAGAUAUUGUUGCACAAAAUAAUCCAGGUUUCCAGGCUACUGCUGAUGAGGUGGACCUUGACAUUGAUGCUCAGACUGAGUCUACCUUGUGGAGGUUGAAGUUUUUUGUGAAGGAUGCUAUAGAAGUUCAAGGCAAGAGUUCGGCCAGCAUGGGCGGCAACACCAAUACCAACACUAAUAACCACAACAGCGGCAACAAAACUAAUAACAAUCUCACCAAUGCUACAAAUAAGCGAAAAAGAGAGAUUUCUGAUGCUAUCGUCAAAACUGCCAAGAAAAAGAAUAAAAAGCCAUCUCCUUGAUCAUGUCAUGCGACUCAUGCCAUGGGAGAGCAUUAGGUUGUAUGUUUGGGAAAAUUGUGAAGGCAAUCGUGUUAUAGGUGCUGUUUCUCAAUACAAUAACCAAAGUCUGCCUCUGAUGGUGGUGCUCUGCCAUGGUUGCCAGAUUUACAGCAAAUUGUAGACUAGGAGAUCGUCUUUAGCACACUAAGCUUAAAUAGUCAAAAUUAGUGUGUCUAUCUAAUUAGUUUAUCUUUUUUGAGUCUUUCUAAUUUUCCUUUUGGUUUUUAAGUUGUCUAAUCUAAUUCCAAUGUGGAAAUUACAAUUAUUUCAAAAUGUGAGGCCAGCUAACUUCAAUAGUA